AAAAUAGCUAAAACGGGGUCUCUCUGUUGUGUGGCUGCAAGGCCACAUGAGUCACAUACGGCCAGUAGGGACUGGUCCGUUGGACCAGACGAGCCUUGUUGGCGAACUAAUACGAGCUUCUCACCACCUCCUUCGAGAUGGGAUUUUCAAUUCCAAACUGAAGAACUUCAGUAUGGUUUGCAUGAUGGUGUUCAACUGUAUGGGUCUUCUACUUCAUCAAACAGUAGAGGAAGCAGGGGCAGGGUGAGAGGCAAUCAUCUUUAUAAUCAUCACCACUCUGCAUCUGAUGGUGCUGGGCUGUUUUUAAGUAGUCCAUCUGACCAUUCUCAAGGUCCUCAGUGGACACCUCCAGCAAUACAGGAAAUCAGUAUUGAUGAUUAUGAAACUACAAAAAGGAGAGGUCCAGCUUUUGGGAAGUCAUCUUUUAGACCUACCAUGGAGGGAACCUCUGAAAUUCAAGAUCUUAGGGGGUCCACCUCAUCUCAUUCAGACAGUAGUGAAUCCGAACCCACGGUCAAGGCAUCCCUAUCUUCUCAUCAUACUUUUGCAAGUCGACGUUCCUUCAUGUCCAAACCUAUAUAUCCCUUGUCAGUUCCUUCACAGACUCUUCCCAGAGAGGCUUCCGACUUCACUAUUGCCGAGUCUCCCUCAUUUGAUGCAGCCACUCCCCAGAUAGAUGACCACCGCUGGAGCAGUGCCAGCAGCAGCGUUGAUUUUACAGAUGUUUCUGGGUCAUUUGAGGCAGAAAUUUCUGGUCGACACUUUAGCAAUAUGUCUGAAGGGUUUAGAUGUGGCUUGUGUGAUAGGUUUCUUUCACAGAGAUCACCUUGGAGUUCUCGUCGCAUAGUCAGAAGUGGAGAUAUGCCAAUUACCGGGGUUCUUUCUUGUUAUCAUGUUUUCCAUGCAGAGUGCUUGGACCAAACAACACCCAAAACGUGCAAAAGUGACCCUCCCUGCCCCUUAUGUGCUCGACUUGAGGAGGAAAAUCUCUCUGAACAGCAAAGCUUUUCUAGAUUGCGAGCUAGUUUUUCAAGACUUAGACCAAUUAGUGAUGAUGGACCAUCCAGGCCUUGGGGUUGCACUCAGGUGGGAGAUUGUGUCGAAGGGGCUUUGCAUGCUCCCCCACGCAAUAGUAUGCUGUUGCUCAAUAGGAGUCGCAUAAAGAAAAAUCUUUCUUUGAAAGGCAAUUCGAGUAAAGAAUUUCCUGGUAAAUUGAGAAAAAGCAUCAGUUACUCUACACAACAUUUGAGGGGAAAAUCAGUUGAUCAGGGAGUAGUUGGGUGCUCCAAGUCAAAGAUGACAGCAGGGCUGAUUAUUAAGAGCUGAAGCAACUUUUCUGCUGAUGCUAUUUCUGAUUUUCUGUUACCUUGAAGUCUCGACUAAUUGGUUGCAAGUCUCAGUUUAGUUCCAGUGAAAUUAUUUUAUGGUUGAUUGGAUAACCUAGUCGCCUUGUAUAGAUUUGAUCUUGUGCAAGUUGUUAAAACUUUGAAAUCCUGGUUGGAACUUGAGAAUAGACCAAUGCAUGUCUGCCACUGCAA
Messenger RNA from Argentina anserina (silverweed cinquefoil), 1538 nucleotides. RefSeq lists its product as uncharacterized. The record is from RefSeq and is a predicted model, not a curated record. The annotation marks the transcript as partial. The transcript is spliced from 3 exons. Lineage: Eukaryota; Viridiplantae; Streptophyta; Magnoliopsida; Rosales; Rosaceae.